AUGGGUCUCUGGCCAUUCUCAAGCGAAACGCGCGCCGACGCCAUCCGUUCCGGCGAUGCCAUUCCCAACCGCCAAGAGCGCAAGAUCUGCUGGGCCGCCCGCGACGCCUACUUCAACUGCCUAGACGCCAACAACAUCGUGGACGCAACCAAGGACCCCUCAGCUACGAAGCGCGCAUGCCCGACGGAGACUGCAGAUUUUGAGCGCGACUGUGCUGCUGCAUGGGUGAAGUACUUCAAGCAGUGGCGGGUUGCGGACAUCCAGAAGAAGCGACGUCUGGAUGAGCUGAGGGCCCAGGGUGCGCAGGAGAUGACUGUCACAACGAGCUUUGCACCCGAUGGUGGUGCUGGAGAGAAGGGCAAAGGUGUGGGGGAUAUCCAGACUUUGUUGGAGCAGAAGAAAUAA
Molecule: messenger RNA, 405 nt
Organism: Fusarium sp. VM40
Lineage: Eukaryota; Fungi; Ascomycota; Sordariomycetes; Hypocreales; Nectriaceae
Source: the annotation of a GenBank genome assembly